GAGUGUGACUGUCCGCGCGCGGGAGAGAGAGAGAGAGAGAGAGAGAGAGAGAGAGAGAGAGAGAGCGAGCGAGAGGGAGGGGGGGCGGAGGGACGCAGUGUGGGCGGAGGAGGGAGAGGCGCAGAGGGAGGGGGCCGCAGCCUCGCAGCAUCACAGCAUCGCCCUUCUUUCUCACGACGCCUGCUGCAAACAAGGGCGACGGCAGUCUGUUUCACACACACACACCGCGCGCGCGCGCACACAUACGCACGCACGCUGCGCACACAGACACACACCGCACAGACAGAGCGCAGGGCGGACGGAGACACCGCUGCGGGGACCAGAGCGGAGCGGCGGAGGCUGAGAGGGGACCGGGGCUCGGGUACCACAGCAUCCCUUCACGAUGGACAGAAUGAGUCGUCUCUCCUUUCUCCUCCUGUGUUUCACUUUGGUCGCCUAUGGCAACAAAGCCAACAAACACAAGCCAUGGAUUGAGACGGAGUACCAGGGCAUCGUGAUGGAGAACGACAACACCGUGCUGCUGAACCCGCCUCUCUUUGCCCUGGACAAGGAUGCACCUUUACACUAUGCAGGGGAGAUCUGCGGGUUCAGGGUUCACAGCGGGACUGCGGGCUCGGGGGCGCCCCAGUUUGAGGCCGUCGUUCUGGACAGGUCCACCGGUGAAGGCCUGGUCCGCUCCAAAGAGCCACUGGACUGCGAGAGCCAGCGGGAGCACAGCUUCACCAUCCAGGCCUACGACUGCGGCGAGGGACCUGAUGGGGUCAACAGCAAGAAGUCGCACAAAGCCACGGUGCACGUGCGCGUCAACGACGUGAACGAGUUCUCGCCCGUCUUCGUGGAGCGGCGGUACGAGGCGUCGGUUCCCGAAGGCCGCCUCUUCGAUCGCAUCGUGAGGGUGGAGGCGUUGGAUGCCGACUGCUCCCCCCAGUACAGCCAGAUCUGCUUUUACGACAUCAUCACUCCCAACGUGCCCUUCGCCAUCGACAACGACGGGAACAUUAAAAACACGGAGCCCCUGGACUCGAAGCGCCAGCGCGUCCAUAGCUUCUGGGUGACGGCGUUCGACUGCGGCAAGAACCGAGCGCAGGCUGACGCCCAGGUCAUAGUGACGGUGAAGCCCUCCUGCAAGCCCGGCUGGAUCGGAUGGUCGAAGCGUGUGGAGUACACCCCUGGGUCGGGCAGCAUCCCCCUGUUCCCCAGCCUGCACCUGGAGACCUGCGAGGAGACGGUCUGGAACAUUCAGGCCACCGUAGAGCUGCAGACGGGACACAUCGGCAAAGGCUGCGACCGUGACAGCUACUCCGACAGAUCUGUGCGCAGGCUCUGCGGUGCAGUGAGGGGGGAGGUGGACUUGCUGCCGCCCCCGUCUCCGGCGGCCAAUUGGACGUCGGCUCUGCCCACCCUCCCUUCGUCUGAUUCAUCGCUCGUGUUCUCUUUCAAUGGCUCGAGCCACGUUGCCGUGGUGCCCGAUUCGGUGGCUGCUGCAGUGUCUGGGGACCACUUCACCCUCCAAUUAUGGAUGCGAAGGGGAGGAGCCAAUACGCAGCCGGCGCCCAAUCAGGUCCGAGGGAACCGCAGGGAGGAGGAGUACAUCGUCUGCAGCACCGUCAGGAACGAUGACUCCUACUCUCACUAUUCUCUGUCGGUACACGGCUGUCGCCUGUCCCUGUUUUACUGGCCCGACGUUGCCGCUGCUCGUCCUGUCAAGUUCCUCUGGAAACUGGAGCAGGUGUGUGACAGCGAGUGGCAUCACCUCUCCCUCAGCGUCCAGUUCCCAUCCGUCACCUUGUACGUGGAUGGCGUGACCUUCGACCCGGCGCUUAUUCACGACAGCGGCGCCGUCCCAAACCCUGCCCCACGGCAGCGUUUGGUCAUCGGCGCGUGCUGGGGUAAUUCCCGAUCAGAUGCUUUCACAAACUGGCCAUACGUUAACGUUGGGAGGUAUGUGGGGGGAUACCGUGGCCUGUUGUCGGGGGUGACCGUGCGCCCGGGGAGCGUGGAGCCACACAGCGUCGUGGAGUGCCUGUACGCCUGCAGGGAGGGGCUUGACUUUGGGGACCUGGAGACACUGGGAUCGGGAAUGAAGGUGCACGUGAACCCCAGUCAGUCCGUGCUGGUGCUCGAAGGCGACGACAUCGAGAGCUUCAACCGAGCCGUGCAGCAGGUCACCUACAGGAACUCCCUCCGCUUCGCCACACCUGGAGUUCGCCCUCUCAAACUCACCACCUCCCUCAGGUGCUUCAGCGAGGAGGGCUGUUUGUCUCUCAAGCCACUGGAGGGCUACCUGGUGGUCCUGCAGCCCGAUGCCCCUCAGAUUUCCCUAUCCGGGGUGGGCCCCCAUCUGGCCCGGCCGGCCCCCGAGUUUGAGGGACCCAGGGGCGUUCCCCUGUUCCCAGAGCUCAGGAUUGUGUGUUCGCUGUCCCAUGCGGUAAAUACUGCAGCGCAAGGCAUGGAGGGAGGGGCGCUCAUGUCCGAUGCGGUAGCCCACACUUUGGAUGGCUGUGAAGUUCAACCUCUUGGAGAAGAGCUAAACCCUGAGCGGGAGGAACUUCUGGUUGACAUGGAAUCGUUGCGAGAAAAGGGGUUGGACAUCAUCAACACAACGGCUUAUAUCGCCAUUACAGGAGCCGAAUCCAUCUCGGUGUACGAGGACAUUCUCCGGUCCAUCCGCUACCGGCUCGCCAAAGGCUCGGCCCGCUUCGAGAGGCGAUUCCGUCUCUCUUGCUCCGAGAUGAAUGGUCGCUACACCAGCAACGAGCUCACUCUUGAGGUGAAUUUCCUUCAUUCUCUGGACAGCCUGUAUCACCCCUCACACCUCCUGGCUUCGCAACAGCAAUUCCUGCACCCGUCUCACCACUCUGGAGAGCUGGGUGGACACACACUGCCCAGUCCACACCGUAACUCAGUGGUACCAGGAGCUGCCACGGUGAUCAUCAUGGUGUGUGUCGGGUUCUUGGUUGUCAUGGUGAUCCUGGGCGUGUUCCGAAUUCGCUCCAUCCACCGCCGGGGCGACGGGACCCGGAAUGGGGCGAAGGAAGGCAGCGGUCAAUGGGACGACUCUGCUCUGACCAUCAUUGUGAACCCCAUGGAGUCAUACGAGUCCCGAAUGGGUGCGACUGUAGACACCGAGGGGGAAGGGGAGGAGGACGAGGAAGGGGUUGACUCACCUGGUGAUGCCAGCGAUGACCAGCGAAUCAUCAUCAAAAAGGAGGGGAGAGACAGUGCUCCCCGGCGUUACUGAGCCAGCGGCUGGGUCUGGAGGCACGUACACCGUGGAACAUCACAGCUGUAAAGGCAUUCGAACCCAAGGCCCUACACAUUUGUAAAUCACUGCGGAAAUGUCUGUAGAAUGUAUACUCACAAACACUACACACGACUCACACCUCACUCAAAGAGAACGCCAUCCGCAGCAAGCCAGUGCAUUCAGACAUUGUUUACAAAAUAUUUGACCGAGUUGUUACCUACCCACUGUAGCAGUGAACACCUGACUAAACAGGAUAGCCAUGUAUUUGUCACACAAAUAACCACCUUUAGUCUUUUAAGACAGAACUCCGAAAACAUAACGCACCAUAUUAAUACAUAGAAAACAACAAAGGGUAAUUAUUGCACCGCGUCACCGUUUAGUGAGACAUGGUUCUGAACCACGGGAAAUAACAGUACAGCACAUACAGCACCUUGAAACGCAACGCAACACACCACGUGAACUGAGAGACUAUUCAGAUUAGGCCUUUAUGCACUAACCCAGGUACUUCUUUCCUGAGGACUGAGUCGUCCUCUGUGCCAUACAACCUCUCUACACAUUCCUUCCCUGUAAAACGUAACGCGUACAGAGGCUGAUGACGAUUUAACGCAAAGAGCUGCUGUGCUGGGUGCGACUUAUCGACUGGCACAACCGGCACCGCGCAAACGCUACACACAGAGCACCACACUGCACAGUCUGCAGAGCUGAACGGCACUCGCGACACGACCUGCUUGCCACCCCCACCAUCCCCCCCCGGCCCCUUCCCACACCCUCAUACCACAAUGGCCCUGCUUUAUCCAGAAUGUCAGCUCAGCUUGGGCAUCUUUGAUUGUAUUGAAAUUUCUGUAAAUACAAAUUAUUAUUAUUGUUAUUAUUAUUAUUACAAGCUUCAGUUUUCCAGUUGUGCCUGCAAAAUGGACGCAAUUUGAUAUCGAUGAUUUCCUUCACUGUUAUUAAUUAUACCUUAUUAUUUGAAGUUCUUGCUCUAAAGUUGCAGCCACAAUUAUAAUAACAGUAAUAAUGAUAAUAAUGAUUAGCUUGUUAAGUGUCAAUUAAUUUGUGUGUUGAUCUCUGUAAUUUAAAAAAAAAAAGUGUUAAUAUUGGGAUCACAGUGAACUGGAAGGCACAUUGUCGUGAAAAUUAGUAUUCUCUCCUUUUCCUCACGCACUUGGUCUUUAUAUCUCAAUUGCUCCUCUGUGCUCUCCCAUCCCUCUUUCCCUCGGACCCUCUGUUCUUCGCUGUCUUCUUUCUUCUCUUUGCUCUCCACUCGCUCUCCUUUGUUCUUUGUCUCGUUGCCCCCGCUUUCGUUCUCAUCCUUCCCUUUUCUCCUGUCUCCUUCUCUAGCUCUCCGUCCAUGUGUUAGUGUACAGUGAUAAAACUGUCAGUAAACAAAGCCUGUUGUUUUUAAGUGUAACAUUAAGAAUUAUACAAUUGCAUUGAUGAUAACUUAUUAUUACUAUGGUUAUUAUUGGACAUUAACUGUAAUUAUUGAUACAGUAAUGAUUGUGACAUGGAUUAUUAUGACCAGUCAUCAUUGAGAACUGUCAAAAAAAAAACUACACAAAUUCAUAAUAAAACAUUAGGAUGACGUCA
Scleropages formosus (Asian bonytongue) is the source of this 4834-nucleotide messenger RNA. RefSeq names its product calsyntenin 3 (gene clstn3). Gene Ontology annotation, molecular function: calcium ion binding. Gene Ontology annotation, cellular component: postsynaptic membrane; cell surface. Gene Ontology annotation, biological process: positive regulation of synapse assembly; homophilic cell-cell adhesion; positive regulation of synaptic transmission. The coding region runs from base 383 to 3241 and encodes 952 amino acids. NCBI's taxonomy places the organism in Eukaryota, Metazoa, Chordata, Actinopteri, Osteoglossiformes, Osteoglossidae. The record is from RefSeq and is a predicted model, not a curated record. The transcript is spliced from 18 exons.